Molecule: messenger RNA, 3187 nt
Organism: Megalops cyprinoides (Indo-Pacific tarpon)
Lineage: Eukaryota; Metazoa; Chordata; Actinopteri; Elopiformes; Megalopidae
Gene: foxa3
Product: forkhead box A3
Exons: 2
Coding region: 423-1757 (444 amino acids)
Biological process (GO): cell differentiation; anatomical structure morphogenesis; regulation of transcription by RNA polymerase II
Molecular function (GO): protein domain specific binding; transcription factor binding; RNA polymerase II cis-regulatory region sequence-specific DNA binding
Source: RefSeq, a predicted model, not a curated record
CCGACUGGGUAACACGAAACCUGGGCUACGAUCCAACGACAGAACUCAAAGGACCUUUUUGAGGAUUUAUAACAAAUAAGAAUAUAGCUUAUUUACAAGUUAUAUUCUUAAUAAUUGAACAAUGGACGAGUAAUCCCCCUCAAAGAUAUGUAAUUUUACACAGAAGAGGGGAAUUGUGACAGUAACGGUACUCAGUAGAAUUUAUUUAUUGAGACUUGUUUUGGUGCGUGUGUAUAGCUGUAUACGCUUACAUUUUGUGGAAAUUGGACACCUCUUGAAUAUUUUCCACAGUAUUUACGUUUUUGGGAGUAUUGAAUUUUUUUGUAGCAAAGGCAGCUGAAAGCUGAAAUCAGCCAACUCGAGGGGUCGCAGACUUCAUUUUGUUCUAGAAUUUUUUUUUUCUAAAAGACGCUCUUAUUGGGAUGUUGAGCUCAGUGAAGAUGGAGUCCCAUGAAAUUCCAGAAUGGAAUGCCUUCUACAAUGAAGCGAGUGAGAUGUACCCCUCGCCCACUGCAAUGAACACCAGUCUGGGUGCCAUGAAUACCAUCAACAGCUAUAUCAACCUGAACUCGGCUGGUUCCACCGCGGCCAUGAGCAUGGGCUACCCCAGCAGCGCUCUCAACAGCAGCCCUCUGGCCACCAUGGGUGGGAGCGCCAACCACAUGAGCUUGUCCCCAGUCGCGUCCUCCCUCAACCCAAGCUCCCUCACCCAGCUGGGCUCUCCGGCGCCCUCCCUAGGCUCCCUCCCCCACUACCAGAACAUGGGCCAGCCCAUGGGUCAACUGGGCUACCCCUCCCCGACAUCUCUCAACCGGGCUAAAGAGAUGCCCAAGCCCUACCGCCGAUCCCUGACCCAUGCCAAGCCGCCCUACUCCUACAUCUCCCUCAUCACAAUGGCCAUCCAGCAGUCCAGCAGCAAGAUGCUCACCCUCAACGAGAUCUACCAGUGGAUUAUGGACCUCUUCCCCUACUACCGGGAGAACCAGCAGCGCUGGCAGAACUCCAUCCGCCACUCGCUAUCCUUCAACGACUGCUUCGUCAAGGUGGCCCGCUCCCCCGACAAGCCCGGAAAGGGCUCCUACUGGGCCCUGCACCCCAACUCGGGCAACAUGUUCGAGAACGGCUGCUAUCUGCGCCGCCAGAAGCGCUUCAAGAUCGAGGACAAGGCCAACAAGAAGGGCGCGGGGAAGUCCCAGGAGGCGGGCAAGGGCGCGCACCAGGAGAGCCUGCAGGAGCAGCACAGCCCCACCCCGGGCUCAGAGGGGGCGGACUCGGCCCACUCUGACAGCUCCCACCCGGGCUCCGCCUCUGAGGAGCAGCAGCAGCAGCAACAGCAGCAGCAGCAGCGGAGCCUGGCCCAGCUGGAGUGCCCUCAGCCCCUCGCCCAGAGCUCCACCUCCAUCUCCUCGGCCCUGUCCUCCGCCACCUCCUCCGUCGCCCACCUCCAUUCCCAGCCCGUCGGGGGCGGCCACCUCCUCCCCAGCGCCAUGCACCACCUGGACCUCCAGAACGACCCCCUCAAGUCCAUGGACCCCCACUACAACUUCAACCACCCCUUCUCCAUCACCAACUUGAUGUCCAACGAGCAGAAGAUGGACCUCAAGUCCUACCAGGACCAGGUGAUGGCCUACAACGGCUAUGCUGCUGCCUCGCCGGUGGCCGCCAAGCAGAUCUACGACAGUGCUGGGCCAUCCUCCAUCGAUUCGGGGGCGUACUACCAAACCUUGUACAGCAGGUCAGUCCUUAAUGCCUCGUAACAUCGCUAGCCUAUGACCCAGAGUCAGCUGGUGCUGUCAAAGGAAUCCAAAGGGUGCAAUUGGGUCUUCUCCCACAAGAGGAACUACUGGUGACCUGAAAGAGAAAGGAUGGAAAUGCCAGCUAAAUAGCCCCACUAGAAACCCUUACAGUUACAGCGAAACCCCACAUGAAAACUGAAAGGUACAAAACGAGUCAAACAUAGCCCCAAGACCUCUGUCAAGGAAGAAAAUGAAUAAUUCAUCAAUCACACAGAACUCAUCCAAGCACACUGUCUGUGAUUGGAACGUAAAUGUUACUGGACUGUUAGCUGGGAGCUGUUUAACUGAACGGAAUGUACAUGAGUGAUGGUAGAUGGAACAAAAAAAAAGAGAAUAUGGGGCUACUCUCAGGCUUCUUUGAGUGUACAAAGCUGUAAAUAUCCUCAGCCAAAAAGGAGAGGUGCAUUUAUUUAUAAAAGGGAAGAAAUUAAUAUAUCUUUGUACAGUGCUGUGUUGUAGAGUUUAAAAAAUGUGAAAAGGAAUAAAAACAAUUCAGAGAUUGUAGAAAAUUGAAGAGGUUCAGGUUACUGGUUUGAGCAGUUGUUACUGCAUUACAGGGAAUUCUUGAUUGCAUGUUACAUCAUGGGGGUGUAUUCCAUUUCUGAAAAGAGCAUACUGUGUUUUCAACAUGCAUACUUUGUGUGUGUGUAUGUACGUGUGUAUGUGGCUGGGGUGAAUGUCAGUGGGGUAGAAAAUUGCAAAAACUUUGCAAGGAUUUUAUGCUUCUCCUUGCUUACAUUUCUCAGCCACCAGCAAAUGUAGGGCAAAACAUUAUGUAUAUAUUUGGCACAAAAAAAGAAACACACAAGGACAAGUCUCGCCUGGGAUGGGACCCUACCUGGAGAAACCUAUGGAUGAGUGAGAAGAGAUUGGUCAAGUGCUGUUAAGAAUUUAAAUUGAAACAAAAAUACAGAACUGUGGUAAACCUACCUUUCAGAUGGCAGUCUAGCUAAGGGGCUGAGGCAUGUUAUACAGGUUUUUAUAAAAAUGUAACAGGGACUUGAGUCAUGUCUAUUUGAUUUGAGCAGUGUCAGUUACACAGUUACUAAAAUAGGGAUGGCACGGAAAUCGUCAUCAGGAAUCAUUUACAUACUUUGCACUAGUGUUCCCAACAAUUUGCACAGGACUGGACAUGAUAUAUUGCUUUACAACAAUACCUUGUAAUUGCCUUAUUUCAGACCUAAGCAAAAAAAAAAAAAAAAAUUCAAUAUGACAUGGAGGGUUUUUUUUGGUAACAAACUUCAAAUUUGACUAUUUCUCAAGAUAUGGGAUCCAGAAGAUUAGACAAAAAAGGCAAGGAUUUGGGAGAAAAAACACCUUAAAGGGAAUUAACAAAGACUACAGUUUCAGGUCACUGUUAUUAUUUUACUAUUUUACUUUCAAAGAGACAA